CAGUCGUGGCAGUUUACAAAAGCUUGGCAACAACUCUCUAGGAAUUUUCAUUUCUAGCAAAUUUGGGAUAAUUUGGAAUUGAUUUUGGGGGCGGGUGUUGGGUAUAUAUCCUAGGGCAAGCAUGAACAGAACAGAGCAGGGUGAGGAAAAAGAGGGAGUAAAAUGGCCCCCGAGGGAUUGAAGAAGGUGGGAUGCUGCAAAAAGGCCUUUCUCACCUUUUUGGCGGGCAAAGGAGAUUAUGUAAAGGGCGUGGUGGGGCUGGCCAAAGGCCUCCGACGGGUCAAGAGCGCCUACCCCCUCGUGGUCGCCAUGCUUCCUGAUGUUCCACAAGAACACAGGGACAUUUUGAUCGCACAGGGUUGCAUAUGUCGCGAGAUCGAACCCAUCUACCCACCGGAAAAUCAAGUGCAGUUCGCCAUGGCUUACUAUGUCAUCAAUUACUCCAAGCUCCGCAUUUGGGAGUUUGAAGAGUACAGCAAAAUGAUGUACCUGGACGCAGACAUUCAGGUGUACGAGAAUAUUGACAACCUGAUGGACAUGGCAGACGGUUACUUUUACGCCGUGAUGGACUGCUUCUGCGAGAAGACAUGGUCCCAUACGCCUCAACACAAGAUUGGCUACUGUCAGCAGUGCCCGGAAAAGGUACAAUGGCCGCAUACCCAGCUGGGCCCUGCUCCUAACCUCUACUUCAACGCUGGAAUGUUCGUGUUCGAACCCAGUAAGCUCAUCUUCGAAUCCCUCAUUCACACGCUCCAGAACACUCCUCCUACGCCUUUUGCAGAGCAGGAUUUCCUCAACAUGUUCUUCCAGAAAAUAUAUAAGCCCAUCCCGCUCAAUUACAACCUCGUCCUGGCUAUGCUCUGGCGCCAUCCCGAAAAUGUACAGCUUGAAAAUGUUAAAGUCGUCCAUUACUGCGCAGACGGAUCUAAGCCAUGGAGGUAUACAGGGAAGGAGGCGAACAUGCAGAGGGAAGAUAUAAAAAUAUUGGUUCAGAAAUGGUGGGAAAUUUACAACGAUGAAUCUCUGGACUUCAGUCAUUGCAAGGAAGAGCAGGAAGAAGAGAGAAUUAUAUCGAAUUCCUUGAUGCCUCAAAUUCCGUCUGCCACUUCUUUCAUUCCUGCUCCUUCUGCUGCUUAAGACUACCUUUAUUAUUAAUUUAGUUAUUCGACUAUAUGUGCAACUUCAAAUUUUGUAUUAGAAAGUAAAUUUAAUUAUUAAAAAAAAAAAUCUAUACUAUAAGCUAUACUAGUCUUAUAGCAUAUAAUUUCUUUCA
Molecule: messenger RNA, 1273 nt
Organism: Cryptomeria japonica (Japanese cedar)
Lineage: Eukaryota; Viridiplantae; Streptophyta; Pinopsida; Cupressales; Cupressaceae
Product: galactinol synthase 4
Exons: 3
Coding region: 163-1137 (324 amino acids)
Molecular function (GO): glycosyltransferase activity
Source: RefSeq, a predicted model, not a curated record